CGUGGGACCGCCAUGGCGGCAGACGCAGCCACUGUACGGCGCCUACGCGUCCUCUCCAGGGUCAUUGCUGGCGUCCGCAAGAACAACGCCAGUGCGAAGACUCUCUGGAAUGUAGAGGUGGAAGCUGUGCCACCAGGCGCGGAAGAAGCUCACCGGAUCUUGCUGACAACGGCAGCCCUCUCCUUCGUUGCAGACCUGACGCGCACUUUCGAGCAUGGCAUACAGGAGCUCUACCGGCGGCGGGCGCAGAGUAAGUGCGAGUUCGCCGACGGCCGGCGGCUCCCAGCAUUCCGCCACGGGGACAACAGCGCCGCGUCCGGCGACUGGAGGGUAGCGCCGGUGCCCAGCAGGCUGACCAACCGUCACGUCGACCUGGGCGAUGUCAGCCCUGCAGACAUCGACCACUUCAGGGCCGCUCUGAAAGCCGACGUACAGGGCAUCCAGGUGGACUUCGACGACGGGCACUGUCCCACGUGGGGCAACCAGCUGGCCGGCCUCUUGGCGGUGUACCGCGCCGUGCACGGUACGCUGGAGGGCGCACCUCCCAUCACCGAGUGCCCCGUGCUGAUGCUGCGGCCCAGGGCUUGGAACAUGGCAGAGCGCAACCUGCUGGUAGAUGGCAAAGAGGUGCCGGGAGCUGUUUUCGAUUUCGCUCUCUUGAUGUUUCACUGCGGACACAUCCUCGCUGCGAAUCGGAGUGGACCAUUCUUCUAUCUGUCAAAAGUUGAAGGCGCUUUCGAAGCACGGCUCUGGAACGAAAUAUUUGUAUGGGCCCAGGAUGCUCUGCGAAUACCACGAGGUACCAUUAAAGCAUGUGUCUUAAUAGAAAAUAUUCUGUCGUCUUUUGAGAUGGAAGAAAUACUUUAUGAGUUGAGAGAGCACUCUCUAGGGCUGAAUUGCGGAAUAUGGGACUACGCUGCUUCAAUUAUAGCGAAAUUCGGUGAUCGCAAGGAGUUCGUCCUGCCUGACCGUAACAAGUAUGUGAACAUGGAGAAACACUUCCUGGUGUCCUACAUGCGACUCGUGGUGCAGACCUGCCACAGAAGAGGUGCACACGCCACGGGAGGCAUGGCGGCGUUCGUAGUUGAAGGCGACGGCAGGUACGCCAAAGCCAAAGAGAAGCUCAUAGUGGACAAAGUUUGUCAAGCGAAACUGCAGGAGAUUCAACAUGGUGUAGACGGCUUCAUGGUAUAUGAUUUGCGGUUGGUUCCCUACGUAAAUCAGCUGUGGGAGUGCGCCGCUGCCGACGUCAACCAAUUGUCGGUGAUUCACCCAGCGCUGGUGGUAUCUCGCGAGGACCUGCUGCAGAUGCCAGCCGGAGGGGUGACAGAAGAGGGCCUGCGCCACAACAUCGCCGUCGCCGUGCUCUUCGUCUUUCACUGGUUCAAAGGCCGAGGUCACUUCUUCUACAGGGGCUGCGUCGAGGACUCUGCCACCGCAGAAAUCUCUAGGUCGCAAGUCUGGCAGUGGAUACGACAUCAGGUCUGCAUGGAGAAGACGAACGUAAUGGUGACUAAGCAUCUAGUGAAGCAGCUGACAACGGAAUUCGUACAGCAGCACCCGUUCUGCAAGGCGGAUGUCACAAAGAUGCAAGCUGCUGCGGAAGUCUUUAUGGACAUUGUAACCAGACGAGAGUUCCCGGAUUUCAUUACUACUUACCUGAACCAAUGUCCUAUUUUCUGGCACUUUCAGAGAGUGUGAAUCUUCUGGCAAUACGCUUCACAAGUGGCAGUUACGACAUAAAAGAGCAGAAACGUUGCAUUCUUAAUUACUCUCAUUCUCUAGAGAGCAUUUUAGAAUGUCAUUAAGCCCUAGCGAGGCUAUGGAAAAGCGACAGGGUAAACCUGCUGUGGGUCUCUGGUCACUUAGGAAUUAGUGGCAAUGAACAAGCUGAUAAUAUUCUCGAGGGCUUCGGUAAAUAGCUACUAACAUUCUGGGGUCGGAAUUUUUCACGUCUAACGCGUACUAUACAGAGGUGGAUCAUAGUAACACUGUAAAACAGAUCACAGAGUGAGAUGAUUGGGAAUUUAACAUAUUGAACCUACAAUCGAGAGAAACGAGAUACAGAUUCCUGCCCGACCAUAACUCGUUUUUCCAGAGCGCCUACAAACCGGUUAAUGCGAAAGCCAAUGUGUAUCCUUUGAAACGCGGCAAAUUUCCUUCUCAGUUCGUACCUAACCCAAGAUUAUGCUCUGUAUCUGAUGAACUCGUCGCUUUCCUUCCUUUGUCAUUUUCAGAAAUUUUCAAAGGGAGUGGUCUCCAAUCCAGAUGCCAAAGUUUUCUAUGCUCUGGAACUUCAAUUGAACUAUUAGAACGCGCCUGCCUAACAGAUUCAAAGAUGUGGUCUCCAAUUCCUUAUCAACCUCCAUGGAAGCUCUUCCAGGUACCUAUAGGUACUGCACCUCUUGAGAAAAGGAUGUAAAGGAUAGUGGCUGCAACAAAGCCUGAGGUUGGAUUCUGAAAGGAAUCUUACACUUGGUGGCGAACUGUAUCCUGAUGGGUACCAUAGCAGCUGGUUAUUAAAAUUCUGUAGCAAAGCAAACGUCCAUAUCAGUUACCUGUCCAACAUGUACAAUGUCCUUACAAUGCAUUGGUUCAAGUGAGCAUCGCUUACGGACUAGGCACUCCACUUCCUUCGAUGGCUGCGACUAUUUUUUUCAUAGUAGAGAACCAUCUAGAACAUCCCUUCUUCAACGGCUGACUAUGAAGGUUGUAACACUGAUAGAGAGCAAACAGUAACGAGUAUAUUAUGGCAGAAAUACUUGGAAGAACAGUGCUGAAGUGCCAGCCUGCAAAUACAAAGGUCAAGCAUUCGAUCCCUGGUCCCUCGCAGAAUUUUAAUCUGUCGUAUUCAGUUCUUUAACCUCUGGCAAUGUUUGUUGAUGCGAAAGACAGCGCGUUGCAUUGUAGUUCGGCUUCCCCCUAUAAACAGCUGGAUGAGUCAGUUCGAUGAUCGGAGGAAGGUAAUGGCGUACUACCUCUAAUAGGACAAUGUAAUGCCUAGUGAAUGUCCUACUCAUCUGGUAGAGCUACAAAAUCUGUUGACGUCACAUUUUCUGAUCCACUUCCAUGUCUGCAACUCUCCCUAUUCCCUUAGGUUUACGUUUUUCCAGAUACGCAUCAUUGUAGUAGUGAAAUUUCGUUUUUUACGAACCGCAUUCACGUAAACUGACCGUUAACACCAUUCGAACAUUUUAAAUUGGCCUAAUGAUUACGUUCCUUGUCAUUGAGAUAUGGCGAUCCCUUUUGCACCCCUUACCACAUACAGACACGAUACACAGCGUCCAUUUCUUCAUAUGUGCUCCUAAUUGUUGUCUCCACAAGGUGCUGCUCACUCUGAACACGCUCACUCGCAGUGUAAUACCUAUAAUUUGCUUGACAUACAUUAUAAAGUGACAUCUGAAACAUGUCAGGCACCCAAUAACAGCUGAACUACACAAUAAAAUAGGGGACAAAACUGGGAAGCAACUAGAACCGCCAAAUGCAUAGACUCCAGCUGCCAACUCUCAUAGGUUCAUAAUUGUUUACUAGGUAGCAUACUGUAAUAUUACUGCAUAUUUACGUUGGCUCAAUGAAGAAUAAACUUCUUACACUAUCGUAGAGGCUAGGCACUUACGUUACAAUGUGCUUUUGCCAAUGAUCGUUGUCUAAUCAAUAAAGCGUUAGAAUUAAGAAUUUAUACAGCUAGAACUGGAAACAGGCAAUACAGAACCAGUCAGAAAAUCGAGGGUUUACUAUCUUGACUAUCAAACAUUUGCACCUAGGAAAUAUCACAUCUAAAUAGCUUUUGUAUAAUAAUUUCUGAUGCUGCUUUUAGAUAACUAGGAUGCAAAAACAAAGAAGGAAAUUUUGUGUUGAGUGUCUUUCCCCUCAUUUAUAACAAAUAUAUCGUCAUAAAACCCUUAAGUAUUUAACCAUAGGAAAUUGGGAGGUAUUACUACUAUUUGAUACUAAGGAGACAUUAGUGACAACUGCUCUAUCAUAGUGGGAAGAAUAGUAAGUGUUUGAUUAAUGUAGGUUCGCCAAAACGAAAAACCACUUCAUCUCUGUAAACUGAAACAACACAAUAAAAUAUGAAUAAAGUGUUAAAGAAAAUAAUAAAAAUAUAACUUGUUUUAAAUAUUUGGCAUAUCCUAACUCAAACUAAAAGCUACAUAACGGCAAUCCUACAAAGAUAAACAAUGUGACUCAUGGUGCAUCUAUGUUAUGAGAAAGCAUGUCACAGUAAACAUGAUAAAGAAAUAAGCAGUAAACGACAGAAAAGAUAAAGAUAGAAAAUUGCAAGGCCAACGACUAGUGGAUAUGUAGAUCAUUGAAGAAACAUCAAGCUCUCAGAAUAGCUAUCAAAACAUAAGCUACUGCAAAUAUCUACAACGUGAACAUGUCAAACGUAUGAUUGAGACAACAGCCUCAGGUUGCUUCCUGAUGGUGAUAAACGUACCUGAAAUAUCAUACAUAAAUGUAAAUUUUAAAGAAACAAUUCUGUACCUAUUCAUUAGCAAUCUGACGAAACACACUAAGGAAAAUAAGAAGGGGUAUAUUUUUAGUUGAAAAAUACAGAUACUAAUUACAAAAGAUAAUCUUUCAGCACAAUAAUAUCUCAUUUCAAACUCUAAGACGUAGCGUUAGCUUAUUAGAAACAAUGUGAAGUUACAUGAUGUAGUUUAUUAGGCACAGCCUUGCACUGACUUUUGUCAGUUAAAAUGUGAUUUACUAAUGUAAAUACCUUGUUGUAACAUAAUUAUAGUAUUACCUAAACCAAGAAACUUGUAAAUAUUGUCUAAUAAUUAAAAACUCUAUUACCUUCA
Molecule: messenger RNA, 4808 nt
Organism: Schistocerca nitens (vagrant locust)
Lineage: Eukaryota; Metazoa; Arthropoda; Insecta; Orthoptera; Acrididae
Product: malate synthase-like
Exons: 10
Coding region: 13-1701 (562 amino acids)
Biological process (GO): glyoxylate cycle
Cellular component (GO): cytoplasm
Molecular function (GO): malate synthase activity
Source: RefSeq, a predicted model, not a curated record